Molecule: messenger RNA, 2451 nt
Organism: Aspergillus sclerotioniger CBS 115572
Lineage: Eukaryota; Fungi; Ascomycota; Eurotiomycetes; Eurotiales; Aspergillaceae
Exons: 2
Coding region: 31-2238 (735 amino acids)
Source: RefSeq, a predicted model, not a curated record
CCCAACCGCUCCCUCUGACUUCAGCCAACCAUGGCCGAGUCUUCGGAUAACCUUCGUCUCCUGCCUGCGGGUAAGCCGCCAGAGACAUGCUCAAUUGAGAUAUCAUCCGGUGAUGAUAAAAGCGACUUCUGUCUGCAAGACCUUGGCACAAAUCGCGAUUCAUUCCGCAGCAGUCUCGCCAGCACGCUCCCGAAAGCUGUCGAUCAUGACGAUCAACCCGACGAUGUGCCAGUGCCCACGACAAAACCUAAACGUCGAUGCUCUUUGGUCUUUACCACCUUGAUUGUGCUGGCCGUGUACACUACCAUCUUUUCCGGCAUCUUCUUCGUCAUUGCCUGCGUCAAGCCCUUCUAUGGCAGACUUAUCGGCUCCAACGCCAGCCUGAAUGCCUCCACGGCCUCCCUGCUCAGUGCCCUGAUCGCCAAAACCAUCGAGCUGUCUUAUGUCACGGUCUGUGUCGCGUUCCUGGGGCAGCUGCUGAGCCGCCGUGCCCUAGCACAUGGAUCCGAGGGUGUCAGCAUCGCAGACAUGACCCUGCGCACCUGGAUCACCCAGCCUGGCUCGCUGCUGAUGCAAUGGGAGACACUGCGCUAUGUCGGCUGGACCACCCUCGGAGCCCUGACCCUCAUCGUAGCCCUCGUCGCGAUGCUCUACACCACCGCCGCCGAAGCCCUAGUAUCCCCCAACCUAGUCAUGGGCCCCGUCCAACAUCGACUCCUCCAAGGCAACGUCUCCACUCAAUACUCCAACCCCUACUACCUUGAAGAUGAAUGUCAAACCCCCAUCACCUCCGCCAUCGACCCCACCAACUGGAACUCCACCUGUCUGGCCAUGGAGAUGGCCGGCCGCGCAUACCACGACUUCUACCAAUACCUACAAGGCUGGGCUGAGCUCCUCGAAGACGGAAACUCCACAUCCUCCGUUCUCGCCUAUCGCCCGCAACCCAACGCCCUCCUCUACGACAACACCACCGUCAAAGGCCGCUGGAUCGAAACCGACAACAUGACCCAAGUCUCCCAGCAAUACGGCCGCAUGGUCAACAACAUCACAGCGGCCUAUCCCCACGGCGGCCUCUUCGCCGCCGCCCGUGACCCCGCCAACCGCAUCCAACAACCCUCGGACCUCUCCGGCGAAGGCAAAUACAUCCUCUCCGCCUCGGUGCCCUCCCCAGCCGUCAACAUCCUCUGCGCCGGCAUCACUCACGACGAACUCACUCCCCUCAUCUACACCGAAUGGCCCACCCAUGAUCCCUUCAACGCCUCCACCUGGUACACCUCCGCCCCAACCUACUCCACCACCAACACCACCGCCAUCGACUCCCUCUUCGGCUUCUCCUCCUCCCUCCCCGCCCCCGUCUUCCCCAUCUACCCCCAACCCUACAACACCAUCAUCAACCCCAAAGUCCCCAACACCACCUCCAUUUACGUCCUCGGCACCGCCCCGACCUCCCACAACCCCCCCUACGUCCUCUGCGGCAUCCGGGGCAAACUCUCCGGCCGCUGUUCCGCCCGUUACGCCGUCGACUCCUCGGGCGGCGAACUCACCUCCCACUGCGAAGACCCGGCCGACACCCUCCAAUACAGCCGUCUCCACCCAGACACCUCCGAAUCCGAAUACAACAUGAACUGGAAAAGCGUCGCCUGGGAAUGGGCCGAUUCCGUGACCCUCGGAUCAGGCAUCAUGGGCGAUGACGCCAGCAUCGAACGUCUCCUCAUGGAAAUGAUCCCUCCAUUCGACUCCUCCACCAACACCUCCACCCUGGACCCCACCAUGCCCUCCCUCAGCGAAGCCCUCGUCGUUCUCACCGGCACUACUCUCCUCCUCGGAAGCCAAGACUCCCCUUACGUCCCGUACUGGAACUACACCACCUCAAGCCUCUCCACCCCAGCGGUACAGGUCUUCAACGCGACGCUCCAAUCUGCUGGCUAUGCCUCGGGACGAACAAGCGACUGGCAACAAGUCUUUUACGUGAUCCUCGCUGUGGUCUUCGUGACGAGUAUCGUUUGUCUGGGGUUUAUUCUGCUCCAGGUGCGAGGACACCUGGUGACGGAUUUCACGGAGCCGCCGAAUCUCUUUGCUCUGGCGGUAAAUAGCCCCGGGGGUGGACAGUGGACGGGUACUCCGACGGGGAGAGAGGCGGUGCCGAAGCUGCGCGAGAGGUGGCAUGUGGGUGUGAGGGAGGAGAGUGGACAUUAUUUUAUUAGGACGAGGGCGAGGAUGGAAAGGGAUGUACCUUAGACUCGAGUAUAGACUACUUAGUGAGGUAAGGGUUGCAUUGUUUGGCGAAUUGUGCUUUACUGGCAUUGAGUAACGUAGUAGUUAAGAUAAUUAUUGGCGUCUUGGGUGGUGGCGGCGUGGAUCUGAAUAUUUUGCACUUUUGGGGAAAUUAGCAAGGGGAGUUGUUUAUGUAGUAUUUAAUCGAAGCACCAAAGAAUAGAAUGAAACAGAGAG